Molecule: messenger RNA, 2789 nt
Organism: Pararge aegeria (speckled wood butterfly)
Lineage: Eukaryota; Metazoa; Arthropoda; Insecta; Lepidoptera; Nymphalidae
Exons: 4
Coding region: 236-793 (185 amino acids)
Source: RefSeq, a predicted model, not a curated record
GUGUAGCGUCACUAUUCGGCGUGUAUUCUUUGUUUUGCUUAAGUAUUGCGUUAAAGUAAAUGUUUUUAAAAGCUUAAACUAGUUAAUAGUGAGCAAAGCACUAGGCGCAAUAUAUUAUUGUUGUAUCUAUCAGUUUAUUUUAUAUAAAUGAUAAAAAUAGUGCAGUGAGUGCGCCAAACUUAUAUGUGGUAAAAUAAUUGAAAUAGUGGAAUAUUUGGUAUUACAUUGAUUCGAAAUGCCGACCAGUGCCGUGUACCAACCGACGACGGUGACAUACGAGCAGCAGCCUAAUGACCAGCGUUGGAACUGCCCUAUUAGCUACUUCUCACGGAGAGUGACAAGUAGUCUGAAUCGCGCAGUAUGCAUUCGACUCGGCCUUUGCCUUUUGGGCAGUACUUUGUUUAUCGUGGGACUGGCGUGCAUUAUAGCGGGUGGCGUGCAGUACUCGAACUGGUCCGCGUCGCCCACGCCGACACCCGAGAGCGAGAGUGGUUUGUCAACGCUUAUCAUCGGCGGAGUAUUGCUGUGCGUCGGAUUGCUAUUUGCAGCAAUGGGCAUUUGGGCGUGGUCGGCUCGCUGGGGAGGCGGCAAUGAGACUCCGGCCAGCGGAGCCGCAGCGCUCACAGCUCUCAACCCGUCCACUGACCCACUGGUUGCGGCCCAGUACGCGCCCGUAAGGGACGCGCCGCCGGCACCAGAUGACGAAAUGCGCAACCUCAUGGACAACAAGGAGUGCUUGAGCAGUGCAGAAGAAAGCGACAAGAUGUUAGAUGGCCGGCCGUCUGUCGCGUAAAUACCACAAAAAGAAUCGAAUCAACAGUUUCUUGCGAACAGGCGAGUCCUGAUUAAAAUGUCCACCUACUAUCAAAAUAUUUUAAUUUCAACGAAACGUACCAAGCUCGUACGUAAAUAUCUGUAUAAGUAAAGAAUUUAUUUUUAUGACUAACGUCUUUUUGAGUAGAACCCGUUUUGUAAAACAGUAAACUGAAGAUUACUGUUAACACAAACAAUAUAACGGACAAUUGUGUUUUGUAGGGUAUUAUUUUUAUAUGUAGUUGCGUUGCAUUUUACGGUACAAAGUGUUUGAAACGGUUUUUUUUCGUUUGUUGUGAUAUUUUCAGUUAUGACUAUUUAGUCGCCCGUUGUGAUUUUUGAAAAUAUCGGCGUUAUUUUGCAUCCAUAAUAAAAUGGCAACAAUCAGCGCUUACUAGCAAAAAAAAUGUAUUAUUUAUUCAACAUAUUCGAGAAUGCCGUUUUUUUUUUUUGUAAUAUUUUCAACAGAUAACAAAAUAUGUAGUUGUUUAACCCACUCGGAGGACUAUCGAUGUCAAAUAUAUUUUCUUGGGUGUUAUACAGACGAUGUUUAUUCAAAUAAAAAGUAUAUAGAUUUUGAUAGGUAAUAAUCGUAAUUUACAAGACAUGCGGCCAAAUUAUCGUCCAGAUUUUAAAAGUUAGAUGUAAUGUCCAUAUGUAUGUAAACAUUUUUCGAUAAGAUAUUUGGUAAUUUAACAAUUAUUGCCAUCGUGUUUCACUUAUGUAUGGAAUUUCAAAUCUCUUUAAUCUUGAUCGUACAUACUACUAAGCUUUCGAAAUUUAUUUUACUUUACUUUUCACUAUAUUGUAUCAUCUUUUGUACUUAUCUAAAGUAAGUAUUCUUACCUACACAUUUUCUUAACUUUGGCAAUAGUUAUUUUGAGUACUUACCUAACAGGUACAUAUUGUAUUGGACCAGUUUAUUUAUUUAAAUAUAUAUAUAUAUAUAUAAAUAUACUAACUUGGUAUUAAUAAACAGUACAUUUAUGUUACAGAAAAAAAUUAUGAGACAUUUUUUGCAAGCUUACUUAUUUAUUUUUUCACGAUCUAUUGCGAUAACGUUAACCACAUUUAAUUUAGUUGCAAAAUAGCUGGUUAUUAAAUUAAUGUUGGGUUGUCCCACUUCUGAUUAAGAGUAUUAGUAUUAGGAUCCACAUUUUUUUAGGUAAUAGAUGUUACGUUCAUUUUGUGUUUGAGACCGUCCUUAUUAAUUUUAAGCGUAGAAGUUAUGUGUAAGAACGAUGAUACAAGUUGAUACUGGUAUUUUAUAGGGUUUUUGUGUACUUAACUAUUUUUAAACUACUGCACAAGAUAAGUCUUUGACAAACUUAAUGCUUUAGAUUUCAAUUAUUUUUUCUUCUCCAUGUCGACUUUAUAGCUAUAAUCACAUUACGUUGGUUAUUUAGUAAUUCCAAUGUUUAGGAAAUACGAGUCCUUUGUAGCAAAUUAGCUAACAAUAAAGGGUAGCCCUAUAAUACCUAUAUUAAAUUGUAUCAGCAACCUUCAGGUCCCAUAGACCUUUCAGUCCUAUAAAUUUAGUUUUAUCUAUAUGGCGAUAAAAAUGGACUGUAUAGCAUUUAAUUUGAUGUAUAUUAUGUAGGCUCACGAUUGAUAUUAAAAUGUAUUCUAAGCUCUCUUUAUUAAGAAAAUAUAGCAUCCAGUAAAAGAGUAAAAUUUUGAAACUAUCAUCACAUAAUUGUAUGUACUUAAAAUAUUUAAUUCAAAAAGUUAAAAAAAUAAUAAUGUAUAUAAUAAAUACGCAGAGUUAAGCAAAACACAAGCUAGAUCUAAGCUAUAUUUUAUUAAUCAAGUUAAUAAAAUCUACUGACUAUGUACUACUUUUAAUAAUGUAUACAUUUUUAUUUAUAUUAUUAUUUUUGUUUGUGGUGCAAAUGAGAUUUAUAUUAUGGUGUAUUGAAUGAUGUUAUGUUAUACUUAUUUUAGUACUUUAAGUACAUUAUUUUGUAAUAUUUAUG